GGGGCUCGGGUCUGAUCGAAGGGCAGCUGAUGGUUCCGCUCCUUUCUCCAACACUCUGCUCUGGAGGAAUUCACAUGGAGAGGGAGGCGCCCAAAGAUUCAAACAUCAGGCCUCCUUCCUGAUUUUGACAAUUACCCCUGAUGGGCACAGAUUGGUUUCCCUGAACAGGCGCAGGUGCGUAGGAUUUGUGAUGCGGCGCAGCUGAGCGUUUUCAGGUUUGGGACUGGACACUGGCGCAUCUCGUGCUCAACGGAAACUGAUAGAGGCGUUAUCAUCUCUCCCUGGGUCGGGAUGCCUUUUGCAAAAAGAUCCUGUGUAGAACUCGUGCUGCAGCAUCCGGAUUCAGGGGAACGGAGCUGAUUUGUGGUUUAUUCAUUGUGGGAGGGAAUUUGACCGUGCUGUCAUUGCACGGUCCGGUCCAAGCAGCUGAAACGCAUCUUCUCGAGCGGCAGAGCCAAGGAAGAAAGAGUCGCUCCUCUACAUCCACUCUCAUCUGUGCGCACGGCUUGAAAUGAGGAACACAUCCCGGAUGUGCUCCGCGUGAAGAGGCGAGCCGGGCGGCAGGUUCUUCUGGGGGUCUCAAGGACGCAAAUUUAAAAGGAGGAAAGUGGCAGCGAGCUACGAAUCAUGAAGCGGGACGACUCCGGCACCGCGAUCCCCUCCAAAAAGACGAUAAUCGGGAAGAUGUUUAAAGUUCGCAAACGGAGGGAGAUGAUGUUUGUUCAGGUGUGCUUCAUCUGCAGUGUCCUCUUCGUGGCGUGGAGCAUGUCGGCGCUGCUAACCAAGACAGGGCAUGGGAUGACUGUGGAGGGACAUCCAGACCUUGAACACUGGGGGAGGAGGCUAAUGGCCGUGGUAAUAGAAAACAUGACGGAGCCAAAGAAUUGCUCGCCGCCAGCAAUAAAAGAAUUCCCCGCUGACCUUUUCACCAACAAAGAACGAAAGAGCGGAGCCGUCCUGCUGCACAUCUUGGCGACCCUCUACAUGUUCCUGGCUCUCGCCAUCACAUGUGAUGAGUACUUUGUGACUUCGCUGGACAAAAUCUGUGAGAAAUUAGAUCUCAGUGAAGAUGUGGCAGGAGCCACCUUCAUGGCAGCUGGCAGUUCGGCUCCAGAACUCUUUGCAUCUGUCAUCGGUGUCUUCAUCACCCACGGUGAUGUUGGCGUGGGCACCAUUGUCGGCUCAGCAGUCUUCAACAUCUUAUGCAUCAUUGGUGUCUGUGGAAUCUUUGCUGGACAGGUGGUGGUGCUGACCUGGUGGGCAGUUUUCAGGGACUCCUUCUACUACAUCCUGUCUGUUGUGGCUUUGAUUGCAUUUAUCUACGAUGAGAAGAUUGUUUGGUGGGAGAGUUUGGUGCUGGUCGUCAUGUACGCCGGAUACAUCCUCGUCAUGAAAUUCAACUCCAGCAUGCAGAGGUUUUUCAUGGGGACAUCUAAGAAAAAUGUGGCCAAUGGUAACGCUGCGACCAGCAGUGAAAUGGAGGACGUCAAACCCAGCAAGUCUUACAGCCGUGGCUCUGUGGUAAUGGUGGAUGAGAUGAUGAACGCCAGUCCUUCGAAGUUCAGGUUUCCAGAGGCCGGCCUCAGAGUCAUGGUCACAAGCCACUUUGGACCCAAAACCCGCCUUCGCAUGGCCAGUCGUCUCAUCAUCACAGAGAAGUUGGUGCAAGCUUCCAAUGGCAUGGAGACACAAGUGGCUGAUGGGAAGGUUGAAAUCGAAAAUGGAAACGUGCCAGAGGACAAACCCACCGAGUUGGAGGAGAGCGACUCCAUCUCUCCGUUUCAUAUUCCAAGUGGGAUUGGCAGUAAGCUGAAGUGGCUGAUCUCAUGGCCCCUGCUCCUGCUGCUGUUCUUCACCAUCCCAAACUGUGCCAAACCUCGCUGGGAGAGAUGCUUCAUGCUCUCCUUUCUUCUGUCUACCGUUUGGAUUGCAGUUUUCUCCUACUUAAUGGUCUGGAUGGUUACUAUAGUUGGCUACACCCUGGGAAUCCCAGAUGUCAUCAUGGGCAUCACAUUUCUUGCGGCAGGCACAAGCGUUCCAGACUGCAUUGCGAGCCUCAUUGUGGCUCGGCAAGGUUUGGGAGACAUGGCGGUGUCCAACUCCAUUGGCAGUAACGUCUUUGAUAUUUUAGUGGGACUUGGGGUUCCCUGGGCGAUGCAGACCAUGUGUGUCAGCUAUGGAUCGGUGGUGAUGAUAAACAGUCGAGGGCUGGUCUACUCGGUGGUGCUUCUGCUGGGUUCUGUGGCACUUACGGUUUUAGGAAUCCACCUGAACAAGUGGCAGCUCGAUCUUAAGCUGGGCGUGUACGUCCUGGUCCUCUACGCUGUGUUCCUCUGCUUCUCCAUCAUGAUCGAGUACAACGUCUUCACUUUUGUCAACCUGCCCAUGUGCAUAGACCUGUAGAGCACAGCGGCAUGGCUCCAAAACCAAAAGCUGUCUCUCUUCUGAUGACACCGGACCUAUCUGCUGACUUCUUCAUUUCUUCUUGCUUGCACUCUUUCUUUCUUGUUGUCUAAAUCCAAAUAUGAGUUUUUUUACGAGGCAGAGUACCAGAACGUCAGGCUCAACUGUGCAUGCACAUAGUCCUACAGUGCUGGUCCUUAAUUUGGGGCAACGCCCGUUACUGCAGUCAGAUUUCAGUUUGCCCUUACAUCUGCCAACUUCUUACCCCUCCAGCAUGCCUUUAGUUGUCGGGGACCUCCAGAAUCUUAAGUGCCCCUUGUUGAUUGUAGGCGUCGUCACUGUUCACAUCUUCUUUCUACACACCAGAUCAGUGAAGGAAAAAAGCGUCCUGCAGUGAAUCCUAAUAAAAAAAAGUUGCCACAAUGUCCUAAAAGGAAGUACGCUUUCUUUUCCUUUCGUCCUAAGACGAAGAGGACAAACGGGUCUUGUCCAUGGCAGCUCCUCGUCCUCAGCUUGGACCUGACUCCCCUAGCAUGGCCGUAGGCAACGGGGAGCAGAUUCUGUUAGCUUUACUCCCCACUCGUUUGAUCAAGUCUGCUUUGUUUUCCUAAAGACCUCCUGUCAGGACACUUUAUGUCAGGAUGCAUCACAGUCUCGAUCAGCUGACUGAUGUCAUGCAUCUGCACCAGUGCAAUGUAAAUUUGUAAACACUUUUUUUGUAUUUAUUUUUUUCAAAAAACAAAAUUGUCUAGUUUGAAAUAUAGAGAAGAGCUUGUUGCAAAUGAGUGUUUAUCUUUCACACUAAAAAAGAAAAUAAUUGCACAUGAAAUGCUUUGCUUUGUGUUGAGGUUUGACCUCCUGGAGGAUCGUGUGUCUGGAAGUUCUCUCCAGCUUUAUUUUCACUCAGUGGGUUAUUUCUCUUUUGUGUUCUCUGCACAACUUCACAAAAGCUCAACAUCUAUUACAUGUGUUGCAUCGAUUUAUUUAUAAGAAGGCAGCGAUGUGACGGUGGUCGCUCUGAGUGCAAAGACGCCAAGACUUCCCGUCUGUGGCGUGCUCUGGCCAGCAGGGGUCACUGCAGCCCCUUUACCGGUGCAGAGGUGGCAAGUUUUCAGGGAAACUCUAAGAUGGACACAUCUGGGAGGUGACGAGGGUUUCAUUUUGUUGCAUUGUAUGUAGAUAUUUGCACUUUAACAGCCAUCCUGUCGUUCUCAAUCAACUAGUGCUUCCUUAUGUGCGUUUGUACUUUCUGUGUGUGUGUGUGUGUGUGUGUGUGUGUGUGUGUGUGUGUGUGUGUGUGUGUGUGUGUGUGUGUGUGUGUGUGUGUGUGUGUGUGUGUGUGUGUGUGUGUGUGUGUGUGUGUGUGUGUGUGUGUGUGUGUGUGUGUGUGUGUGUGUGUGUGUGUGUGUGUGUGUUGGGCUCACGUUUCUGGACUCAAUCUUCAAUAAUUUGAGCUCACCAGUCUGUCUGCAGUGCAUGCUGGGACAUUAAACGGCUCCUCCUCCACAGUACAGCAAAAGGCCAAGGGCUAUUGGGUGGUUUCCAUGGAGACCGCCUGGCCCACUUUGUUAAAAAAACAAACAAAGAAAUCGGCAGCUAAGAUCACUGCAAUCCAGACAUUUUGACAACUAGUGAAAAUGCUUGUGUGGAGUCAGAAAGGGUGAGGAGCGCAGAGAUGAAAGUGUGUGUGAGUGAUGAAAAUAUCCCUCUGACUGUUGGUGGAGGGCUCUUGUAUAUGCAAUCUUGUAUGUAAAGAAUCUAUGUGACAAAGGCCCCUGUGAGGUUGCCAUAUAAAGACGGGGUUCCUGUGGAGAUGUGAUGUCACUUUAUUCAAUAGUUCAUGUGUGAGCUCACAGGUGUGCGACAGCAGAGGAACCGUGCACAAGGAAAGAACACGUCUGGAAGCGGGGAUACUCCCACUACUCCUAUUCUUUCUCUACUCCUGCACAAGGGCAUUAACUCCUUGCCGACCCCAAUUAAAGGAGCAGAGAGGCAGCAGACUUUUCCUAACGGCCCCUGGGACUCUUGGAUGGCUGACUCUAAGGAAUAACAACUUUGGAGCCGAUGAAUCUGCUACUCUGUUAUAAACGCAGCCAAACAUCCCAGACAGACUCCUCCACACCCGUCUGGCACGUUCAAAGACGUGCAAAGCCUAGUUUCUUUGUAGCUUUCUGAAAAGAAAGCGAGUUGUUGGUUUGAAUGUUCGGUUUGAGGGUAGUUGCGUGGCCAUGAGCACAGCAGGAUUCGAAACGCUGCUCUGUCCUCGUCCCAAUCAUGAGUUCUCAGCGUUUGUCUGGCUUGCACUUUUUGUUACAAAGUCACUUUUUUUGGAUGAGGACGUGAAGAUUUUGAUGCAAUACUUGCUGUGGCUCAAAAAAAAAAAAACAGAUCCAAUGGACAUCUGUGUAAGACAAAUGUCGAUUCAAAGCGAGAGAACUGGUGUUUAUGGGCGGAACGCGACCUGAUGCACUGUGAGCUCUAUGUGAUGUUGGAGUCGUUUGUCAAGAGUAAUUAAUGAUCAAAAAUAAUUAAUAUAAAGUUGGUUACAAUAAAACAUUACCGAGGACAUCUGUAUAACUUAUAUGAAUGUAUUGUCUUGCUAUACUGGACAUAUCCAAUCAAUGCAUUUUACUGUAAAGCAAUAACGUGAAGAAAAAACAAAUAAAAUUAAAAAAAACCCUACUGUGAACUGCUUGAAAUAUAAAUUCCUGUUAUUGAGGGACUAGUUCACUUUGAGGCAACUGAAAAUUUAAUGGACACUUUUUUUUAAAUAUAUUAAAUCUCUUUCUUGAGCCACUAUGUGCUAAAAUUACCCUUUACAUUGUUAGUGAAAGGCCACCCGGCCAUUUCACCCCCGUGGCCAGAAUAACACACUUGAAACUUUACAAUGGCUGGCGGUCCGACUAUCCGUUGCUACUUUGGGGAAAUGGGCAGACCAAUUACGUCAAAGGCUGUUAACCUGUAGAGGUGCUACUGCUUGUUGUAUGUUUACCUGACAGUUGGCUUGUAAAUUUAUCAUUAUACUAUAAACAAGAAAUUUCUCCCAUUAUUUGGUCAUUCAUGGAAUCAUGAUAAACAAGGUCUUUUUCAUAAAUAAAUCACGACAAACACCAUUUUGCCAAUAAUUAUAUUAAGUAUUUUUGAGUAAUCUCAACAAUUUAACAGACCGUGUAAUAAGCGUGUUUCUAUACUGUAACCAAAAUCGAAACUGACACGCUAGCACGUAUAGUCAGAACACUGGGCUGGUCUAUUGGAGUUAGAAAAAUAGAGCUGGCAUACCUGGUGCUGCAGUCUGCUUCCAGCACGUUUCCUGCAUGUUCUACAACAUGGGCACAACUGAUUUGUGUAAUGUAGUGAUGAAUCGCUCCUCUAGACACUGAGGAAGGCAUUAGGGAUGUUUAAGCUGUUUCAGAUGUUGCAAAGAUGAACGCAAAGCGAGGAGACAGGUUUUGGUUUCGGUUCUACAGACAAAUAAUAGGGGGUGUUAAAACAAGCCAAAACUGUACUCUCCCUUUAAGGUUUUCAUAGUAUGUGGGCGUUCUUUUAGCUCAUAUUACUCUUUUGCAAUGAGUUUCAGUUAAUCCGGAGUUUAUUCUAACAUUUUGGGCCAGAAAGUUGUGGUUUGAACCCUGUGAAAUUGAUUAUGUGAAAAUAAAUGUGCUCCACGAAACCA
Messenger RNA from Nothobranchius furzeri (turquoise killifish), 6076 nucleotides. RefSeq names its product solute carrier family 24 member 4b (gene slc24a4b). Gene Ontology annotation, biological process: intracellular calcium ion homeostasis; calcium ion transmembrane transport. Gene Ontology annotation, cellular component: plasma membrane. Lineage: Eukaryota; Metazoa; Chordata; Actinopteri; Cyprinodontiformes; Nothobranchiidae. Gene Ontology annotation, molecular function: calcium, potassium:sodium antiporter activity; calcium channel activity. The record is from RefSeq and is a predicted model, not a curated record.